AAUUUUCAAGAGGAAGGGUCCUGGGUCUAGAAAUUUUUCAAGCUUUUUUUUCGAGCUACCAACCACAGUUUUUCAUCCUUCCAUUGAAAUACAACUGUGCGCCCACUCUCGUCUUUCAUCUUUCUUCAUCCUCACCUCUUUCAUUAAUUCACAAGAUUCGCAUAUCUUUUCACAUUCAAUCACUCAAUCUUCACACCUCGUCGUUACAAUGGGCAAGGUUAAGCAAGCAAAUGGCAAAGCCGCCAAGGCUGCCAAUCCUCUCACUGCCGUGAAGAAUGCCGGCAUCAAGAAAUCCACUGACAGCCCCAAGGCUAAGUCCAAGGCACUCGCUAAGGACGUCGCUUCCAAGGCCGUUAACAAGAAGGAGCUCGAGAAGAAGACGAAGAAGAAGGUUGUAGAGCCUGAAUCCGAAUCUGAUUCCGAGUCCGAGGCUGACUCUGACUCUGACUCUGCUUCUGAGGACUCCGAAUCUGAGGAUGCUUCUGGCUCUUCAGAUGAUGACUCUGAUGCCUCUGAGUCUGAGGAAGAGAAGCCUGCUGCUAAGGCACAGGCCAACGGCAAGGUUAACGGCAAGACUAACGGCAAGGCUACCAAGCCAGUCACGAAUGGCAAGGCCAAGCCCGCCAAGAAGGAAUCCUCUGACUCUUCUGAUUCUUCCAACGAGGAGGAUGACAGCGAUGACAGCGACGACAGCGAAGAUGGUGGCGCUGCUGCUACCAAGUCUGCUAAGCCUGCCGCUGCUGUCGCAGAAAAGGCCAAGGCUAAGGAAGAGUCCGACGAAGACUCUGACGCCUCUGACGACUCUGAUUCUUCCGAGGAAGAGAAGGAUUCCGACGACUCUGACGAUUCCAGCGAGGAUUCUGAAGAGGCCGAGAAGAAGUCUGAGCAACCCAAGAAGCGCAAGGCUGAAGAGGAGGUAUCUACACCUUUCAAGAAGUCCAAGACCGAGACUUCUGAGGACGAGUACACCACCCUCUUCGUUGGAAAUCUUGGCUGGGCUGUAGAUGACGACAAGCUGUACGAAACAUUCAAGGAGUUUGCCGACCUUACCAGCGCCCGAGUUGUCACUGACAAGCAAAUGCAACGCUCUCGAGGCUUCGGAUAUGUCGACUUCUCAACUCAUGAGGGUGCCAAGACCGCUUUCGAGAAGAUGAACGGUUUUGAGCUUGAAGGUCGUGGAUUGAGACUCGACCCCUCCAAGCCCCGCCCCGCUGAUGACGCCACUCCCAAUGCCCGUGCCCAAGACAGAGCUCGACAGCACGGAGAUACCGUCAGUGCGGAAAGCGACACCUUGUUCGUCGGCAACCUGCCGUGGGAUGCUGAUGAGGACUCCGUGGCUACAUUCUUCGGCGAGGUCGCAGAAGUCAAGAGUGUCCGACUUCCUACCGAUCCUGAAUCUGGAAACCGAAAGGGCUUCGGCUACGUCAGUUUCAACUCGGUCGAGGAGGCCAAGAGCGCGUUCAACGCGAAGAACGGUGCUUAUGUCGGCGAGGGACGAGGUGCUCGUGCCGUCCGCCUUGACUUUGCCAGCCAGAGACCUCCUCGUGAUGGUAACUCCGGCGGUCGUGGUGGCUUUGGCGGCCGAGGUGGUGGCCGUGGUGGUGGCCGCGGUGGUUUCGGUGGACGCGGUGGUGGUCGCGGCGGCGGUGGACGAGGUGGUGGCUUUGGCAAUUCCGCUCGGGGUGGCAUGCGACAGUUUGAGGGCAAGAAGAUCACUUUCUAAAGUGAUGUAGCCGCACAUGACAGUUCCAUCUGAGGGCUCCUUGAUACGACGGUUGGCUUAGUGGGUUUGUCGGCUUCUCCAAAACUAUA
This is a messenger RNA of Annulohypoxylon truncatum, 1812 nucleotides long. Its product is annotated as RNA-binding domain-containing protein. The record is from RefSeq and is a predicted model, not a curated record. Gene Ontology annotation, molecular function: RNA binding. NCBI's taxonomy places the organism in Eukaryota, Fungi, Ascomycota, Sordariomycetes, Xylariales, Hypoxylaceae. The coding region runs from base 209 to 1723 and encodes 504 amino acids. The transcript has 3 exons.